Molecule: messenger RNA, 705 nt
Organism: Rotaria sordida
Lineage: Eukaryota; Metazoa; Rotifera; Eurotatoria; Philodinida; Philodinidae
Source: the annotation of a GenBank genome assembly
AUGAUUUAUGUUCGUUCAUCAUUAUCAUCACAAAUAGAAACAAAAUUUCUCCCAGCAACAAUGAUUGAUGAAAUCAAGAACCAAUCUUGUUUUACUGUUUCAUCUGAUCAAAUACUUUGUAUUAAUGAACCAACUCAAUCAAAAUAUUAUGUUAAUUUUACAUAUUAUACAACAGAUACAGCGUAUGUUAGUUAUUUUCGCUCAAAUCUUAAUUGGAAAACGCAUUAUCAAUUACAUCUGUUUGAAGAAUUAAAGGAACCAAUAUUGAUUGCGAUGGUCGAUAUUCGAAAUAAUGGAAAAUCAAACAUUGAUAUCGAAUGCGCUGAACUUUUAGCUGAUGAUAUUAAUUUACAAAUAUCUGAACAACAAAACUCUUGGACACAAAAUAACUUUUACUACACUUCAACGGUAUGGUGCGCGUUACAAUCUUCACCAACAGUUGAACAGCACCAGGAAGUUGCUGGUCUAUAUGUAUAUACUAUUAAUCAAUCAUUUUCUAUUGAUGGAAAACAAAUUAUCUUUUACCAAUGUUUCGUCCACAACUGUGAACGUACAUAUCGUUUGUCAUCUGAUGUUUUUCUUCCUCGUGAAAAUUGUAUGAUACGUGAAUAUGAUUACCUGAUUGGUGAUACAUUUUUACUAGAUAUAGCUGCUAAAGAUACACAUGAAUUUUCAAUUGGUCAAGAUCCAGAUAUUUUUUUAUAA